Eublepharis macularius is the source of this 2905-nucleotide messenger RNA. RefSeq names its product high mobility group AT-hook 1 (gene HMGA1). The transcript is spliced from 6 exons. Gene Ontology annotation, cellular component: nucleus; chromatin. The record is from RefSeq and is a predicted model, not a curated record. Gene Ontology annotation, molecular function: DNA binding; transcription coregulator activity. The coding region runs from base 220 to 513 and encodes 97 amino acids. NCBI's taxonomy places the organism in Eukaryota, Metazoa, Chordata, Lepidosauria, Squamata, Eublepharidae. Gene Ontology annotation, biological process: regulation of DNA-templated transcription.
UUCUGCUCUGGACUGCACAGCAGAGAUCUUUGCUGGGGUACAGUUUGUUGUCUUUUCACCAGAGCUGGGGGAACAAGCUGCUGGGACUGCUACGUGCUGCGGAUAAAGCCACUGCCAGAUCGUUGCCCUUUCGUCAGAACCCCCGAGGUCAGCAAGGAGCCGAAAGGAGAUCACAAGGGACUACAAUCAACACAUCACGAGCCAACGAAAAAGAAGAAGAUGAGUGAAUCCAGUGCAAAAUCAGGCCAACCUCUGGCUGCCAAACAGGACAAGGAUGUCUCUGAGAAGAGAGGACGAGGGCGGCCCAGGAAGCAGCCUCAGCAGGCACCCAGUGAGGCACCAGUCCCCAAGAGACCCCGUGGCAGACCAAAGGGGAGCAAAAACAAGGCGGCUACAAAGGGAAGGAAAGCUUCUGUAACACCUGGGAGAAAACCUCGAGGCCGACCCAAAAAAUCAGAAAAGGAGGAGGAAGAGGUUAACAUUUCCCAGGAGUCAUCGGAAGAGGAACAGUGAAGAUAGUCAACUGAUUCUACCUCACAAUUCAGUUUUCCUAUUUUUUGUUAAGUUUUGGGACAGAGGAAGGAACAAAGAAUCCUUAUUCCUUUUCUGACCCCCCUACAUCCCCUAUGUUCUCACAGUUAAAAUAACAGCAACACUGGAAUACGGUGUGAAACAAAUCAGCCAUCACGUUUGUUGAUGUGUAAUGUUUAAAGGGAGAACAGUGUACUUUGUUUUCCCUUCUCAUGUGACAGGGUUAAAACUUUAGCCUACCAGUUUAUGUAAUUCUAUAUUAUUAUUAUCAUCAUCAUCAGUUUUUGGCCUGUCUUUUCAAUACACUCCUUGUAGAGAAAGGGGUAUAUAAAAUGUUAUAUUAACCACUUAUUCAUGUUGAAAAGAGUGGGAGGUUUAGUGUUUCCUUAUCAGCCCUUAUCUCCCCGUUAGAGAGAGCAUACCACCCUUACAAAGGAUGAUAUUUAACACUGGCAGAAAGUUAUAUCAUAGAGGAGAAUGGGGAGCAUUGUAUUUUUUUUCUAGAAACCAAUUUUAGUAGGAAGAGCCAAAGCAAUGGAAAGGGGGAACUCCUGAGUUUUCCUAUUGUAUACUACAUGCCUGGGUACUGAUACUGAUUUUAGAGGUUGUUACAUUGCCACAUUCCCUCCACUUUCUAUGAUUCAAGGAUCAUAUGGUUCCUUGCAGCAUGCCUGUUUGUUCUAGUCGGCCCCAUGCAGUCAAGCCUCAGCCAGCUUUCUUGGAGUCGAAGCAUGUAGGGUUACCAUGGGCAAGAUAGGCUUUGCAGUGUAUUUUCAUUGCUGAUCAAUGGGAUUGUUUGGAAAAGUUCUCCCAAUGGCAGGUGUGUCAGUGGCUGUGUAACUGUCCUACCCUCCCAUCAUGAUCUUAGCUGCCAAUUCCCAAGGCACAAAGAUCUGAAAGUUUUUCUCUUGGUUUCUGCUUAUUCUCCACAGAAAGAACUACAGGGUCUUCUUUGAAUCCAAAGACAUUGCCAUGACCAAGGAAAAUGGGAUGGCAGAAUUCCUGCCCCCCUCCCCCCCAUGUCUCACCUGGUUCAGUGACAUUUUUCCCAUUGGGAAUAGCACAGUUAGUGUUUUAGCUGCAGUUGUCUUUCCAAAACAGGUCUCUUUUCAGGUUUUCUUUUUUCCUUCAUUCACAACUACCUCUGGAUAAUUUAAAUUUCAUUCUCUUAAACAUGGAGUUGCUGCUGUUGUUGUUGCUGCUGCUGUACUGGUUACAAAGUUUUAUUAUUCCAACAGGUUCUGUCUGGUUUCUUUUCUCUGGGACUGACAAAUUGUACACUAUAGAUAAUUUAGUUUGAGUUUUAAAACUAUUGUGCUAUUAAAAAGGGAUAAAAGCUUACAGUUGUCAGACUGAAUGAAGGGGAAAGGGGGAAACUAUUUAUAAUGGUUAUUUCCAAGAAUCAACAAUCUACACAUUCAGAACAUUGGGGUUUCAUGCCAUGGUGCCCACAAUGAUGCGUUACUUCUGAAAACACAGGUUUGAGCUCCCAUUGGCCCUGUGCUCAAGAUACCCCCUUCUAAAGGAAAGGAUGAUAAGAGCAGAAAUGGGUAGAUUUUUCAUGAUCACUUGCAUUUUAAGAGUACUCUGGGGUAAAAUGGUAGCUAUGCUUGACAGCCUCAAUGCCACACAAAGGGUUGUGUCAAUCUCUGUGCUGAUCUCCCCAAUUUUAAUUUAGACUAAAUUAGAAGCUUGGACAGAACCUCUCCCUGCCACCCCCCCACACCCAAGUCCCAAUGCUUAGUAUAUUGUAGCUUGGGUAUCCUUGACACGCGUUCAGUGUUCCAAAACAAGUUGCUCCAAGAAGCUGCUAUUCAUUUGCAGCCAAUCUUCAACACCAUCACAGUUGAGGGUUUGGGGGGGGGGGGCUUUCCCACCAAUCCUAACUUCUCAAAUCCAAAGCUAGCACAACUUUAAAAGAAUCUUUCCCUUAAACUGUCCUUUUGCUGAAACUGGUUUGAUCUCUUUCUAAUCCGGGAUAGCAUGACUUGCACAAUGCCUGAACAAAUCCCUUCAGUUUCUGGGCUGAGAAUUAGUUGGCAUGAAAACUAACUUCAUUGUUUGCCAUUAACUAGCUGUUGGUUUGAUUCAGAUGUUAACAGUUGCUGCGUAUCAGUGAGAAGAAUUGCUUUUAUUUCUGCCUCUUAAAAUCGAUAUUUUCAGCUACAUAAGGGCUAAGGGUUACUGGGAUGGCUGAGGUAAUGGGUCUGAAAGCAGUGGGUCAACCCUAUGACCAAGGGAAGGCAACUGUGUAAGAACAAGCAAAAGGGGGGAAGUCUAGUGGUUUGUAGGCUGUUGUGUGAAUCUCUUGUCCAUGUUAAAGCCUUCUUGAAUUCCUAUUUGCAGUUUACUUGAAUAAAAUACUUAAUUGAUA